Molecule: messenger RNA, 667 nt
Organism: Suillus clintonianus
Lineage: Eukaryota; Fungi; Basidiomycota; Agaricomycetes; Boletales; Suillaceae
Exons: 1
Coding region: 113-595 (160 amino acids)
Source: RefSeq, a predicted model, not a curated record
CAAGUACUGUCUCCCACAACUGAUCACGUGAUACUAUUUGUGCUUAUUUUAUGACUUGCAUUGGCCCAUCUGCAAUUGACCUCGUCGCCGCAAGGUUCCAACCUUUCGUGCCAUGCUACCCUGCCGACCGUCCCCGUCAAAAUGCACAUCCGUGUUUAAACGCCACAUAUCGCGGGCUGCCUCAAAACACCACGUCCGUAUGCGCGCCCUCGUCUCCCUAUACCACCAGUGCGACUCUUUUGUAACUCCCGAAAACCUCUCCCAGAAAAUAGACGAAACAUUUGUUUCUCAGACAAAUACCAUCAACUUAACCUCCAACUUCGACAAACGCAGUUUUGCAGAGCUGAGGAGGUUAGUCGUCGAAAGAGAAGAGGAGCCACGCCAUUUCUUCGGAAGAGGCAACAAGCCGCCUUCCACUGGCCUAAGGGUAUCACUGUCAUCUUCAAGUCCCAACAAUGACCGACAGAGGACGGCGAGGGCGAUGGAGGCACUCGUAGGGAUGAGCCAGGAUGGGAAGCCGUUGUGGACUGCAGUCCAGGAGAGUGCACCGGAAAUAGAAAAGCAACUGAAGGAGGAUCAACGGCAGGGCGUUUAAGUAGGUAAGCGGUUAACCUGAUUCAUAUUUUUGUUUAGUCCAAUCUUAACUGCGUGUCCAGAAGUGUCACUU